Messenger RNA from Racocetra persica, 304 nucleotides. NCBI's taxonomy places the organism in Eukaryota, Fungi, Glomeromycota, Glomeromycetes, Diversisporales, Gigasporaceae. The record is from the annotation of a GenBank genome assembly.
AUGAGUUCACAAAUACCAAAACCCGACAAUGAAGAUUACGUAGCUUUUUGGCAUGAAACGGAGAAAAGAGAUAAAUAUCUAAAAGACAAUUUUGGAAAGUUACCAGAGGAAUACCAAAAAUUAGUAAGAAAUAUUGGGGACCGAGAGCUGGGACCAUCAUAUAGUGGCUUCCAACUUCUUGCAAUAGCUGUAUGGCUGAGAAAUGAAGAACAAUAUACGGCAAUAGAUUAUUGGCAAGGAACGACUACUACCACUGAACAAGCCGCUACAACCACUGAACCCGCAGCUACGACCACUAUAUUUA